Messenger RNA from Siniperca chuatsi (mandarin fish), 9680 nucleotides. It is a transcript of the gene gramd1a, whose product is annotated as GRAM domain containing 1A. Gene Ontology annotation, biological process: intracellular sterol transport. The record is from RefSeq and is a predicted model, not a curated record. Gene Ontology annotation, cellular component: endoplasmic reticulum-plasma membrane contact site; endoplasmic reticulum membrane; plasma membrane. Lineage: Eukaryota; Metazoa; Chordata; Actinopteri; Centrarchiformes; Sinipercidae. Gene Ontology annotation, molecular function: sterol transfer activity; sterol binding.
AGUCCCCGAUUCAGCAGCCAGAGGUGAUCAGCAACAUAACUCCCUCUAUCCUGGAGCAGAUUCUUGCUCAAGCUGCAUAUGUAACACAGACCUCGGCUCUCUGUUUUGAAGUGGAGCCGGUUAUGUGUUGAUUGCAGGAGGCAGUCACAGGGAGUGAGAAGACAGACGAUGCACGGUAAACCUAUGGAGAAUUUGAAAUUGCCUAGUCAUUGUGAUGCUCUGCCAUCGAUUUGAAAGGAUCCAGAAGCAACUGCUGACUGAAGAUCAAAACUGACGGGCAGCUUCAGACAAGGUGACCUGUCAUUUACUAUAUGUGUCCUGGAGGAGAAGAUAUACAAUCUCUUACAGGCUGCAUCCUACCUAUAAUAGUUCAUGAGACCAUAUGAAGCCAUGCUGCUGCAGGAGGCAAGGGGUAGCUACUUCCAGACACAGAUCUGUCUUUGUCUGAGACUUCAACUCUUGCAAAGAUGAGCCUGAUAAUGCAAAUGCAAGCUUGAAGUCUUUCAAAGGGAGGAGAGCGAAGUACUGAAGAAAGAAAGUAAACGCCGGACAGUGUGCAAGAGGUGCAGAGCUAAACACAGGAGAGGGAUGAUAGAGCAUGUAGUCACUCUUUGCCAACAUAGCCUAUAUACAGACUGGACAACUGGAAAAGGAUUGCCUAAAGAAAAUAGAUUGAUAAUACCUGUGAAAUUGUCUGACAGGCCUCCUUCCAACUCCCUGCUGCAUCAUUUUUAACUGUAAAGGAACACCCAUACUACUGUCAACUUCCAACUUUUACUGCAUAUGGGGAAAAAGUACUUGCCUGAUGUGAAGACACUUCCUGAAGUUCACAGGAAAUUUGGAGAAUACUGAGUCAUCUUUAAUUAUGGUUAGUGUUACAUAAUAAGUUGAUUUAUCCAGAGGGAGUACUUGAUGUGCUAACCCAUCCUGUUUCUAAAAUAUAUAAAACGCAAGCAUGACCGGAACAUCUCGGUCAGUCAAGGGUCAGCCUUAACUCUAAAGGUCUAAAGGCUUUAAACAAGCCCUUGUUGGUGCCCUUGAGUUGACUGAAAGAGAGAAUUAACCCCUGGAAAGCUCUGAAGAUGACUAUGUCCUCUCCUGUGGAACCAGAAGGUAUCACUCUGGCUCAGCCCAUCCCUGUCCCCACGCUGACUGUCCUGCCACCAUCCUCAGAUACAGAGUCCUGGUCUCGCUCACCUAGCCCCAGACUGUUACGCUCCAGCCGCCACGGUCGAUUUCACCGCAGCAGGACCCGAACCAAGAAACGAAAUGAGGAAGAGCAAGGCUGCACUCCUAAACGACAAUGGGGUAAUAAAACACAAAUUGUAAUAGAGGAGAACGCGGAGAAGGGCACCAUUCGACAUCGGAGUCCCUCUCCCUCCUCCUCUGUGACCUGUCAGAUGGAGGGGGAAGAGCAAGGUCAGGACAGCCCUUCACAGGACCUCCUCCUGCCACCGUCUCGCUCCUGGUCUCGUAGUCCCUCUCCCAGCCGCCGCUCCCGUUGGUCCCUCAGGAGCCUGCUCAGCAGAGACUCUGACUGGGAGAGCUGCAGUACGGCCAGUAACUCUCCACGCAGCACCCCCGGCAGCUCUCCCUCCCUGCGGCGCAGGGUCCUUGGGGGUGGCAGGGCCAGUGAGAGCGAGGGAGGAGGAGAGAAGAACAAUGGUGGAGGAGGAGGAGGUUCAGAUAGUCCCUUGCCCUCCAUACCCUCUGCUUCCUCCCUUACAUCUGCCUACCCACUUGCUUCUCGCCACUUCAGCCGCAAUGCCAAGAAAAUGCAGAGCUGGUACAAUGUUCUCAGUCCUACAUACAAACAGCGGAAUGAGGAUUUUCGUAAACUCUUUAAGAAACUUCCUGAUACAGAGCGACUUAUAGUGGACUACUCUUGCGCUCUGCAGAAGGACAUACUGCUUCAGGGUCGCCUUUAUCUGUCAGAGAAUUGGCUCUGUUUCUACAGUAACAUCUUCCGCUGGGAAACCACUAUCACUAUCCUGCUGAAAGACGUGACCUCUAUGACCAAGGAGAAGACUGCCAAGCUCAUCCCAAACGCCAUCCAGAUCAGCACUGACAAUGAGAAGCACUUCUUCACAUCUUUCGGAGCAAGGGAUCGAAGCUUCAUGAUGAUUUUCCGUCUGUGGCAGAACGCACUGUUGGACAAGUCUCUAUCCCCCAAAGAGCUCUGGCACAUCGUACACCAGUGUUACGGCACUGAACUGGGCCUCACUAGUGAAGACGACGACUAUGUGUCCCCCACUGCCGAACACAUGAAUGGCCUACUGCCAGGAGAUGAUUCAUUGUCGGUCACAGAUCUACUAGACCUGAGCUCAGUGUCGGUUCCCUCCACGGGCAGCUCUCCCCCUCCCCUGGUGCCCUGCGGUCCAGCCAGCCCUCCCUCAGCUACCAACCUCGGGGUUUCCUCUCCCCCUUCCUCUGCCUCUUGUCUGCCCAUAGAGGUGCCUUCCUCAUCCGGACGCAGACUCAGCUCUGACCCCCUCGAACUCAGCCCGCACAGCUCCCACAGCUCGCUGCCAUCCACCACUCCCACCAACGCCUCUGCCCCGGCCUCUGCUACUGCCUCCUUUAAUCUGGAAGAGGGAGGGGACAGCCUGUCUGAGUCAGCCAAUCACAUGCUGCCCCGGCAAACCACCAGUCUGGGAAAUCUCUCCUCAUUGGACAUCACCAACGAUGAAGAAUUGCCCACAGACCCCAGCAACUCCUCUGACACGCAAGAAGAGAGUGAAGUGGAGUCGUUUUGCGCUGACCUGAAUGGGCGGCUGCACAUCAACACUGCGGUCCGCAUGAGUGUAGACAAGCUGCACGACCUGCUCUUCUCUGCGGACACACACUUCAUCCAGCACCUCUUCUCCCAGCGACACUUUACUGACCUGUCGGUGGGUGAAUGGCAGCAGGACAGCAGCAGUGGGAAUACGAGCCGUGUGCUUAGCUACACCAUCGCCCUCAACAACCCCCUCGGCCCCAAGACCGCCCCUGUGGUGGAGACGCAGACGUUGCAUAAGAGCAGCGCCCGGGGGGAGUGCUAUGUGGUGGACUCGGAGGUCAUCACUUCAGGCAUCCCCUACCAGGACUACUUCUACACUGUCCACAGAUACUGCCUCACCUCCAUCAACAAGCACAAGAGCCGGCUCAGAGUUUCCUCAGACAUCUGCUACAGGAAGCAGCCAUGGAGCCUGGUGAAAGCAUUGAUUGAAAAGAACACCUGGAGCGGCAUUGAGGAGUACUACAGACACAUGGAGAACGAGGUGUGCAAGCUGGAGACGUUAUUGCAGUCUGAGGUUUCCGUGGUAACCACAGGCGGCAGUGGGGGCGACGCUGCCAAGACCCCACCGGCCCUGCGCCGCCGCAAACGCACCUGCUCUCGACGGCAGGGCGAGAAGGAGCGAGAGAGGGAGGGAGGAGGCAUGGGCACCGGAGACCGAGGGGACAGAGGAGUCGGAGAGGAGAGGGACAGGAGAGAUGCCAGUGCUCAGUAUAUGAAGCUGGGAGAGCGUUCACGUGGUGGAGGACCCAACAGUAUAUCGACCAUCCUCCUCAUCGUCAGCUUCAUGAUCUGUAUCAGUCUGGUGGUGCUGGUGGCUCUCAACAUGCUGCUGUUCUACAAGCUGUACGCUCUGGAAAGAGCGGCACAUACACUGGAGACAUGGCACUCCUAUUCUGUUGCUGACAGUCCUUUGCCUCAGACAGCUGGAGAGUGGGCUCAGGUUUUGCAGCUUCAGAGGCAGUUUCACCAGGCUCAGCUCAGCAAGUGGCAGCAGAUCCUGCAGUCCUCUGUCACGCUUCUCGACCAGAUGAAGCAGUCUUUAGAAAAGCUCCACCAGGGCAUUGUGGUCCCGGAGGUGCAGCAGGACCCCCCCGAUGAUACCUUCACAGAGCCCCUGGCUGAGGCCUGAGCCCUGCCUCUUCUGUCUCCCAUCUCUGUACAACACCCUGGUAGAAAAGAGGGGGCUGGUCAACUUGGAUGAGGACACAAUAUAUGCUAUUCCCUCAUUUCCAAAUCAAAAACCAGGAGUGGGAUGCAGGGGGACUACAUUACCCACAACUCUCCUCGCCUGACUGACUUGAAAUGGCAACGUUCGCCUUCAGCCUCAACCAGUAACAACUUCAGUUAACUCAUUCAGAAUGGAAACUAUCAGGACCACAGCAAUAAUAUACCUACAGCUGCAAGUCAUCUGUAUAUAGUGUAUGGAAACAGGCCACUGGUGGCCCAAUUCAGACCAUCCACUCCUCAAGAAUCAUAAAGACAUUUCAAAAUGGCCAACUGCGUUUCAGAAUAACUUGACCUCCUUAAUUUUCAGAACCCCCACAUUUUUUGACUAUCACAGACUUCAGCUCCUCUUCUGACAAGCAACAUUUCAUAGGUACAAUGGGAAGGGAUCAGUGAUUCUGGAAAGUGGGAGCUAUUCCUCAUAAUCCUGGGAACAGUUAGACCUUUGCCUCUAGUGAACGCCUGCUGAAACAAAAAGGGGGGACACCACCUGCUGUGUGGAUGUGGCGAACAAACACCCAGAAGGAGAGGUGAGAGUGCUGACAGCAGCAGGGCGCAUUUCUCCCCCUUUCCGUUGGGGAUUUGUUCUUCCAUGUCCGAGUUGAGCCCCCUCAAAGGCCGUCAGUCCUCUACGAAAGGGGCUGAGGAACAUUUCAACACCAGACAUUGUGUGGUUUUCACCUUUAUUUUUAGAUGUAAAUUAUACAUCUGAAGAUAAAUCCCAAACACCCUCCCACUCAUCCCAGUUCUGUCUGGGUUUUAUCUAUUUUCAAAAUCAGUGUGGGGUCGUUUGUUAGGACAGCAAGCUGCAUCUGACUGUUACAGUAUUUAUUAUUACCAAUGACUUUUGAUCUGAAGUCCUGUCCUGCUCUUAAGAAGUCAUUUGGUGGGUAUUUUGUGCUCUGAUUUGCUGUUGCGGACCAAGAAGAUACAUGAGAAGGAUUACUGUCACAGCAAUAAUGACAUUAGUGAUUCUAGUACUUUUUGAAUGUUUCAAACAAAGUAGUAUAUAAAAAUAAUAAUGCUAUUGAUGAAUUGUGUGUGAAUGUGUAGAGGCAGUGAAAAAAAACAAGAAAAGAAGAUUGACUUGACAGAUGUAUGCGUGUGUGUUCAUGAGGAGUCCUCAAUGUUACAUUUUCAGAUGUUAAAUUUUCAUAUUAGCGUUUCUUGAGUUUGUUUUUGGAGAUUUCUCUUUCACAUUUGGUUGAUCACUCUUUGUAUCACAGAGCCAGACCUUAACAGUUCAGGAUUUACCACAGACUUGAUCAUGUAGAAACCUAAAUAUUAGAACAGUCAGCUACUUCGUUGUCCAACUGGGCCGGGUUUUUCAAAACAAAAGGACCAACCAGAAUUUUGUAGGCUCAUGAAGAAAAAGGGAAUCUGUUUUGCAGUAUUUUUUGUGUGUUUGUAAAAUUAAUUUGACUCACUCGUUUUUUCUUUUUAUUCAAUUCCUUUUUCAUUUUUUAUCUUUAUUAUUUUUUGUUUAUUUUCAGCCAGUCCUCUCCGUCCACUUAAUUCUGGCCUCUUCCGAUGAUGUGAAAACAUCUCACCCAUCUGUACUCCCUCGUUGUUUUCUUCUUCUCAUCAGUCAACCCCACUCUUCCUCUCUCCUCUAUGAGCUCUUCCCCUUCACUCGCUUUCUCUCUCUCUCUCUGUUUCAUUGAAAAAGGCGGCUACAGAAGCAUGUGGGCCAUGCUGUGCAUGGCCAUCCGUGGAUAACAAAAGGGUGUAAUAUUUAUUUGGGGGGGGGUCUGGGGUAGAUAGAGAGAGAGACGGAUGAGGAGCGGGGAUGAGAAUGUACUGUAAAAAUGUGAUUGUAGACCACGCCAUGGAGAAAAAUGAAAAGUUCUAAAACAUGCAACAAUUCCUCGCUCAUCUCUGAGUCUGUCUGUCUUCACCUUGAAAAGAUUUGGCUCAAAUUUUGCAGUGGAUUGUGGUGGAACAAGUGAGUUUUUCAGCAGUUUUGAUGAAGAAAUGACUCAGGUAAUCAAUUAUCAAAAUUGUUUAAUUAAAAAAAAUGUCCAUCACAAUUUCCCAGAGUCCAAGAUGAUGUCUUCAAAUGUCUUUGUUUUGUCUGAAAAACAGUCCAAAACCCAAAGCUAUUCAGUUAACUAUCAUACAUGACAGAAAGGCAGCUCAUAUUUUGAGAAAUUCCAUUUUCCUAAAUGACUAAAACCAUUAAUUGAUUAUCAAAAUAUUUGCAGAAUAUUCUUUCAGUCAACCAUUUCAACUCUCUCACUUGCACAGUUUACUUUAUUCUAAAGUAAAAAGCAUUUCUUUGAUUAAAUCUAGGACAAAUAUUGCUUAACGUUACACAGUUCACACAGUGAUAAGAGAUCGGCUUCUGUAAUUUAACAGUAAUCUUAUACAAAGAGAAAUACUCUGUUCAAGAUAAUCCAGUUACAAGAUAAAAGUGCAGACUCAGGGUUUGGUGCUCAUGCUGAGCUUGCAUUUCUCAGACAUCUUUUAACAGAUUGACGUACUUUCUGUCUAGCCUGAAAGUCACAGUGACACCAGUAUGAAUCCUUGAAUCUGCUGGGAAAAUGUCACUGAGGGAAAUUAAAUGAAACCCCCUGAACUCAAGCAGCUGGUGUUCAGCAAAGACCAAACUCUUGGAUAAGGUUUAGUAGAACAUGCAUGGAAAAUACUGGGUCUGACGGGUGAUAUCAAAGUUUUCUUCCCAUCAAGUCGUUUACCACUAUUUGUUCAUUGUACAGAAUGAAAAAGCAACUACAAUACUGGAUAAUUACAGUAAACAUAAAGGUUUUAUCAAAGGCACUUAAUUGUGUUUCAUAUUCAUGCUGCAUUACAUUAUGCUCUGCUCAUUUUGAACAGUGCACACCAGUGGAAUAUCAGUCAGAAAAGAUAAGACUGUCCAGUGCAAUAAAGGAAAAUUAAAGGAGAAUAAAGUAAAGUAUUUUGUCUGGGGUUGAUACUUAAGAUUAUUUGUUUUAUAUCCUUUUUCCGAUUAAUAGACUUAGUCUUAAUUAGCUUCAAUUAUAAAAUGUCAGAAAAUGAUUUUAAAAAUGUCCAUCCUAAGUUCCCAGAGCCAAAGCUGACAUCUUCAAAUUACUAGUUGUUCCCGAUCAAAAGUCCAAAACCCACAAAUUUGUAAUGAUAUAAAAUCGAAAAAAGGAGUAAAUCCUCAUUCACCUAUUGCUGUUCUUCAGUCUCUAAGAGCAUCUGUGAUCAGGCUCAUAGCUACCAACAAGGACACUGAGGUCAUUUCCUAAGCAUUUUUUCAUGGGACUCAGGUUUUAGUGACCUGAGAUGAGUUUACAUCCUACAGUUAAAAAAAGUACACAUGGUGAGUAUUUGAUUGAGUCAUUCAGUGUUUUUAGACUCAAUAUAUGUAAAAUUGACUUUUAAGUCAACAAAAUAAAAAGUGCAGAGAAGGCUUUGUAACAGCUUUUAAACCUUCGUAAUGGGAAUGCAAUUUGAAUAUUGGAAAGUUGGGUGAAUAAAAUAUGAAAAAUCUAAAUAAAUUUUUUUUUUUAAGAGUUUCCUUUUGAUGUCUGGACAGAAUCUGAGGGGAGAGAGGGGAUGUGUUGGGGGAUUUGGACUUCAGUAUUUCUAAAAUCCUGGCUCAAACAUUUUUAUCACGUGGUGAAACCCAUCCAUCUGAUCCUCUGUGCAAGUAAAAAUAUAUUGGUUAAUACUUAAUGACUGUUAAUGUUUGCUCCGACCCAGCUGAGCAGAAAUGUAACAGUAAUGUCGGCACCUGCUGGUCUUUAAAAAGUCAUGUUUUGCCUCAGAACAGAUGAAUGUGUUUUAAAGAAGUAUAAGUGCUGGUGUUAAUGAAUAAAUUAUUGAAUAGGGUAUUGGAGAAGCAUAGUUUGAUUUAGAUCACCAUGUUUUAUGAACAUGGAUGGAAAUUAACUUGAAGUGUGAACUGAAAGUCCUGAUAUCUCACUGCAUAUCAACCACCUACACAUUCACAAUUUAUGUAAGAAUCCAAGUGAGACAUGGUUGAUUUUCUCACAAGAAUUUUAUUUCUUUCCGUGCAUCACUUUUUCCCAUCUAUUUCGUUUUUAGCAAGCAACAUUUCCAUGCCUACACAUGAAGUGAAAACUGCAGUUUUAUUCAUUGCUGAGGGAAAACACGUUGGUGGUGUGGUUUUCAUUUCACAGGUUGGUUCAUCUGUGCAGGACAAGGCGUUCAGAUGUAAGCAGAUGCAUACUCCAAAAGUAUCUCCAAGUAAACAGUGCAUAAAAUUGCUUGAAUGGGCUUUGUUAUAUCUUUUUCUUAGCUUUUUUUAAGCUUGUAUCUUAUUGGACAUUCUGUGUUUGUACUGGGAAAAAAAUCAUUGCAGCCUUUACUUAUUCCAUCAGCAAGCAUGCAGUUAUUCUGUAUUCAUUUAUCAGUUUGUGUGUGUCCCCUUCUCAUUAUCUCAAAAUGUAUCAAACUCAGUUUUGGUACAAAAGAGAUGAACAGUAAACAUGCAGAACGGCAGUGUUUGGCAGCCAUCUAGUCUUCAGUCAAUAAUUGGCCGUCUGGAAAGGGAAGCAAGUACAGCUACCUUUUGGUUUCCACUGGCUUCUCGCUGGGAGGCACACUGGACAGGUUUUGUGGUAAAUUUGCCCACGGCAGUUAGAUAAUAGCAAUUUGCCAAGCCCUUAAGUUUCUACAAAGACAUUUGUGUGAAACUACACAUCCGUUGGAAAGUUUCCACUGUAGACAAAUUCAGCCAAGUGAUGCUUUCGUAUCACUCCGGAUAAAUUGGUAAAGCUGCAUUGUGUGAAAAGCUUUUGCUGUGAUACAAAUUGGUCUGGUGCAAUAAAGGAAGUCACAGGAAGUCACACUUCACCUCAUUUAUACUCCUCACCACCCGAGCCUAAAACGCAGUAAAAACAUUCUGUGUGUUUGUGAAUUUAAGAUAAAACAGGAUCUCAUCUCAGUUACUUCCCCAGUCCAAUAUGAAACAUUAUAAACAUGGCUGGCAUUCUGGGUUUUUUUCUAUUAAGUUUAACCUAAAAUUUACAGUGCCUAAUGAAUGCAUGUUCCUUUAAGAGCUAAUAACUCAAAACGUAAUCAAUUAAUUAAUUAAAAUCUGAUCUCUAAUUCUGAAGGAAAAAAAGUAAAAGGUUUGGAUGUGUUUUCAGUCAGGGUUCGACCGUUAUCAGGCUGACACGUAUGUCGAUGAGUGUCCUUUUAAAAUUUAGAUAUUGGCCUGUUUUGUGGCCAUCGCUGAUAUGAUGGACCUGCAAUUAUGUUUUUGUCUGUUAUAUUUUUCAUUUAUUGUGUCCCAUUUGGUUUGAUUUUAAUGAAAUUCUGUGGAAAAGUAAUAAAUACUAAUAAUUUUUUUGUAAUUUUUUUUGGCAUUAAAGCUCAAGUCAAAAUGAAACAUUGAAUAUCAGGACAAAAUAUCAGCUGUUGUAGAAGUGUUUCCGCUACACUUUUAAGUAGCGUUACAUCACAACAGCACAAAAAUUAGCAGUCAAAUUUAGUCUUAAUAGUAUUUAAAAAAAUAUAAAUUUCCAAAUCUUUUAUAGUUUUUUUUUGUUAUUUAAAUGUUUUGAUUUAUCAUUAAACACUGUUUUUAUUUGUACCACAGCUUCAUAAACCAACAGAGGAAACACAGGUUCCGUUAAAAAUCUGCAUUAGAUAACCAGUCAAACCCUGAUGCCAACACACAGAAAGUAAUGAAACUGAUUAAAAACUCUUGAAAACAGAAAAA